UCGAGCGGGUGGAGACUGCUACACAUUUAAAUCCCCCGGGUCGGUUUUUACAGCUUUUAGCAACAAAUAACUUUUCCUUUUUUUAUUUUCUUUCUACUGUUGGAUUCCUUUAGAGCUGGUUUAAUGUCGUAAAUGACAGGUCUGUAAGGGCGUCGUUGUUGGGAAGUUUUUCGAGGGGGGGUUUGACCAGCGAAGGGCCAUGGCAGUCGAGGCUCGGCCGGAGCUGGUCGGGAAGCGGUUCCUCUGUGUCAGCGGGGACGAGCCGCCUGAAAUCGGCGACAUCGGUCGGUGGCUCUGGAGGUCCGGUGUCAUACGCGCAGUCAACCAUCGUGACAACGACACCACUGACCUGACGGUAUACGUGGAGUUUGACGACCAGGAGUGGGAGAACCGAGAGUGGGUGAAGGUCUAUGAGGAUUUCCAGCUGUUUCUGCUGGAGCACCAGCUGGUCUGGGCCAAGAGGAAGGAGGGAGCAGGAGGAGGUGGAGCAGGAGCAGGUGGAGGAGCAGGAGGCCUGCUGCAGGGAAACAAGGCCAAACACAUACAGUGGCCUGCCCUGGCGUUUAAGCCAGUGGUGGGGAAGAGCCUGCUGUCGUCAGUAACUGCAGUGGAAUUCUUGUUAGACCGACAGCUGGACUUCCUGUCUGACCAUUCAGCCUACCAACAAUACCAGGAUGAGGUGGACAGUGUUAACCCAGUGUUAAGAGACAACCCUCAGCUCCAUGAAGAAGUGAAGGGUUGGCUCAAAGACCAGAAAGUGCAGGAAAUUUUUAUGCAAGGUCCAUAUUCCUUGAAUGGCUACCGUGUGCGUGUGUACAGACAAGACUCGGCCACCCAGUGGUUCACUGGCAUCAUUACACACCACGACCUCUUCAGUCGAAACAUGGUCGUUAUGAAUGACCAGGUGCUAGAGCCUCAGAAUGUGGAUCCAUCCAUGAUCCAGAUGACCUUUCUGGAUGACGUAGUUCACUCCCUGCUGAAAGGAGAAAACAUCGGCAUCACCUCUAGACGAAGGUCACGCUCCAGCCAGAACAAUAACUCCGCCCAUAUGGCGGGAGGGAGACCCGGCGGGACCACUGGCAACACUCAGAGUCAUUACACGCGAGCCCAAGCCAACAGCCCACGCCCCAUCAUGACCUCAUCAGGACCCAACCCAAAGGGUUCCCAGGGGACACUGGCCUCCCAGCAGCAGAGCCAAUCACAGCAAAGCCAGCAACCAGCCAGCCUAUCACACCACUCGCCUGGCGGCAGUGGGCGGGAGCAGAGAGAGCAGCGCAACUCUCGCUCCUCCAGGAGAAAAGGAUCAGACAGCAGCGUUCCAGAGGAGGAAAAGGACAGGAGAGAAGAGGUCACAGGGAGAGACGCCAAGGCCAAGACCAAGCAGGCAGUGAACAAACGCAGGAAGGGCGAGGAGGAUGAGAAGAAGGCCGGUCUAAAGAGGCUGAAGACUGACAUGACGUCUGAUCUGUCAGAGAGCAGCGACUCUGAAAAUCCGCACAACAAGAGGACUCCCCACUCCUCGUACUCCUCUUCCUCCUCCUCCUCCUCCUCUUCUUCCUCAUCCUCCUCCUCGUCCUCCUCAGAGCCCAACUCUGAGAACGAGCUAAAGACUCGCAGCAGCGACGUGAAACCCGGUGCUGUUUCCAAAAUGGAGGAAGAUGAGAAGCCGCUGAUGCAGGGCGCCAAAAUCAACGAUUCCUCCGCUGUAAUUGGUCGCCUCUCCCCGUGGGCGGAGCUUCAAGCUACAGAGGACAGCAAGAAGGGUGUUGUUAAGGAAACAGGCAAAAUGAUAACAAAGGAGGAGGAGGAAUUGGUGGCGGUAACACAGAUCACCCAAUCUCCACGGCAACAGACACCUCUGAUGCCUGAAACCAUCCAGAGCAGCAUCAUAGAGAGCAGCAAGAACACUGUGAAAGCCUCAUCUCGAUCCCAGACGCCGUCAUUGUCCCACGUCCACAGCAGCGGCGUGAUCGACAUCACAGAGGAGGCCCAGGCCACGGUGCACCGGGAGAGUUCAGAGGCUGUGUCAGCACUGCUCGCCUCCCAGAAGGCAGAGUCCACGGCCCUCUCUCCUUACCUCCCCCUCAAUCCCUCCCCCGUCUCCUCGCCUCCCGUCCCUCCAUCUCCCUCACCAUCAGAAGGAGGCCGCAGGACUGAUGUGGAGCCUCCCAUUCAACAGCAACAGCAGCAGCAACAACAGCAACAACAGCAACAACAGCAGCAACAGGGCAUUAUAGGAGGUGGCAUUACAGCAGCCAGGAGCUUAAGCAACAAGAUAGAGUUUGCUCCCUCUGAGGUCAUCAGGCCUGUCACUUCAAUAGCUGAUAGCGUGGUGCAGGUGAUUAAGGAGAAAACAGUCCUUCCUCAUCAUCUUCUUCAUCACCAGCAGCAGCAGCAGCAUCAGCAGCACACACAACAGCAGCAACACUACACAUCUGUCCACCCCAACAUCAAGAGCCCGUCUUUAUCCGAAGAGACGAGAAAACACCCACAGCAGCAGCUGCCCCCCCACAAGAUGAACACAGUCCUCCCCACUGACUUAGCCAAAUCCAAAAUGAGCCCCAACCCAAACCCCAACCCAGCUCAGUUCGACUCCCUGAAACAGAAACCCCAGCACCCCAACAACUCUCAGAGCCAUCCCUACCCCAACACAAACCCAGCCGACCUCCUCAAGGCUAAGCCCCACCCGGGCCUGCUGGACAUAUCCAAACCUAAACCCAACACCUCACCAGAGGUUUCUAAACAUAAAAUACCGAGGUACUCCGAUACUUCCCCACCUCCGACGGGCCGUCUGUCCGCUAAAGCAGAGCCAGUAGAACCUCUUCGGUCUGGUUUUAAGCCGGUGCCGGCGAGGUCGGAGUCAGGUGGAGGCAUCACGAGCAGCAUCACCAAGAGCCCGCUCAUCAUCGACAAGAACGAGACCUUCACCGUUUACAGGGACCCAGCUCUGGUCCGCUCAGACGCAGAGAACUCCGUCUCAGCCACAGUUUCCUCUAACCACGUGGCAGCCUAUCUACACCCCCACCUGCACACGCUCCACUCCCCCUCCCCCCACUCUCCCUGCCUCACCCCAGCAUCCCACCCCCAUGCCUCUCACCUCCUUGCCUCUCCUCACACCUCUGCCCUACCUCACCCGCACCUCUUACCCCCCGGGGUGCUCCAGGCCAUGCCUCCUCCUGCAGCAUCUCUCCUCGGGGGCCACCCCCGGCUCGACUCCCCCGGAGGGUUAGGCCACCUCGCCCUGCCUCACCCAGCAGCCGCACACCAGCAGCAGUUCCUCCAGGGUCAGGGGCCCCAUCCGCCCUCUCUGCUAGCCCAGGCUCACAGCGGGGCAGCAGGACUGGGCCUGUACCCCAUUCUCUGGCAGUACCCCAACGGAACACCCAGCUCCUACCCCCCUGGACUUAACCUGCCCCCCACAGCUAAAUGGGUCCACCCUGAAAAUCCCGUCAAUUCUGAGGCCUCUCUCAGGAGGAAUACAGGCAGUCCAUGGCUGCACCAGGCUGCUGGUAGUGCUGGUGACAGUCUGGGUUUGCUGAGCCACGUUCCUGUCCGGCCGGCCAGCGCCGACGCCCACCGCCCCCCUGUCAAGAUGAACACACACGCAAGCCCCCCACUGUCAAAGGCCAGCAUGGAUAUUCAUAAAGAAGAAAUGGAUAAGAAAGGCUUUGUUGACCCCAUCAGGACGCUGACGUUGGCUCAGUUGAAACAGGAGCAGACGGACAGGAGUAGGACCCCCACAGGGAAAGACGUCCACCUACACCGCCUCUACUUAGACCCCCACAGCAAGGCACGCAUGGCAAACGCGCAGGAUGCAGUUCAGGCAGCAGACAGAGCCAGUAAAUACAAAGAGGAGAAUCGGCAAAUCCUGAAGGAGAGCAUCGAGGUGGCUCCCUUCACCGCUAAAAUCCAGCGCUCCAGUGAUCCCAUCAUGGACAGGGACAGAGAGAGAUGUCGAGAUCCUGCCUUCCCUGUACGGAUACCAGCUCUCGCCUCCCCUAGCCCCAAGGCAGGCCACACCCACCCCCAUGUUAUCCCAUCAGAAAAGAGCAACUACUUCACCACUCUUUCCAACAGUGUGGUAAACGAGCCCCCUAGACUGUACCCCUCCAAGGAGCUCAGCUCUUACUAUGAGAAAGUAUCUGCAGCAGGGGUCGUGGCCAGUGUUGGAGCUGCCGUGCCAAGCCAGGGUCCUCUCUCCCUGGGCAACUACAGCUCCAAAGCCUCCCUCUCCAAGCCCCCUCCUCUCAUCAAGCACCAGCCAGAGGGAGGGGAGGGUUUAGCGGGGAAGAUCACAGAGCAGCUCAACCAGCAGGUCACACUAGUCCAGCAGCAUCAGCACCACACAGGUAUGGACAGGAUAGAUCGUCGCAGCCCUGCCAUUUCUCCUUCCCCCUCCUCUAUAUCCUCCUCUUCCUCAGCAGCCCCCAACCACCACCCCCAUCACCAGCAUCAUCACCACCACCCCCACCCCCACCACCACCACCACCACCACCAACAGCAGCAGCAGCAGCAGCAACAUCACCUCAGGGCAAUGCCUUCUCUUCACCGAGCGCCUGUCUUCCAUCCGCCCACUCAACACGCGCUGGAACGCAAAGAGGCUGCGGAGCGAGAGAAGGAGAGGGAGAGGGAGAGAGAGAGAGCGGGUUAUGGACGCCUGUCUCCACCAACCCUCACACCCAUACAGCCAGUAAGCUUAGCAGCAGCCGGUAGUAAGACAUCAGCGGAGCAGCAGAAGCCCCCGACACUACUACCAGAACUCAGGGACGUCAAAGGCCAUGGAAACGCUGCUGCUGCCGCCGCCUCUGUAGCCUCAGCUAUCAGCGGGGAGAUUAUGACUUCAUCAGAUGGGUGGAGAGGCGGAGAAAUGAUUCAGGAAAGAGGAAGCUUGUUCUGUGGAGAGAAAGGAGUGACGAGGGUUAAGCCCCAGGCCGCGAUGGCAUCGGUCAUUGUGCGUCCAUCGACAUCCAUUAAGUAUGACAGCCCUGUUGGUGCUAACAAAUCUGGUGCUAUCAUCCAUAAAGACCUCCUGCAGGGGAGGUUCUACCCAGCCAAGCUUCAGGGGGAAUGUCUCAGAGUAGGCGAUGGUGUUCGAGAGCUUGGAGCCGGUAGAGUUAUCCAACCCAACUCUAACCUGGAUGACAUGUGUCUCCAGUAUAAAAAGACUUCUAUGCGUGGCAUGCAGGGAAUUAUAGGAGCCAGUACCACAAACUCUGUGUACAGGACUGCUGUGUCCUCAGCUUUUGGCAUGCAGUGUAAAAGCGGGGUUGUCACCCCUGAGCUGGGCUACUCGCUCUCACCUCGGGGUGAGUUUUCAACCCAUAAAACUGGCAUUGUUAGCCGGGUGCUGAGCCACUCAGGAUCAGGAGAGCACCAGGAAGGCUUAGGGUCACGUACCACAUCUCCAGCGGGGUCUUUGCCUCCCCCUAGUCCAGCAGGGACACCCCAACCCAGCCCAAGCCUCACCCCAACACCUUGCUCCAUUUCUGGCUCCAGUCAGCCUUACUCCCCCUCUUUUGUUCACCUCAAGAAGCACAAAGCUGCCUUGGCCGCAGCCCAGUCCAGAAGCAACUUUCCCACUGCUCCCACAUCCGUCACAACUGGAAACUCCCUAACUGUAGAUCCAGUGGACAAAAGUCCCAUUCAAAGCUCCCCUCCUCCACCCUCUUCCAGCCAAGCCUCCACAUCGUCGGUGGACAGCAGUAGUAACAGCUCAACAAGCGGCAGGACAACACCGGGCAAGUCCAGUCCUCUACCAAAUGGCCAGUCCUCUGGACCUGCCUCGACUAGCAGUGGGCAGCCCAGUAACUACCACAAGCUGAAGAAAGCUUGGCUCACCCGGCACUCAGAGGAGGACAAGAACACAACUGCUACUACAAGCUCCACUAGCACUAAACCAGAGAAGUUACCCAGCACCACCAUCACCACCACCACCACCACCAUUAGUAACACAAGUAACACCACAGCCAUGUCUGAGAUGAUCAAACCCUGCACAGUCAAUCUCAGCGCCUCCACAUCCAGCGAGGUGGAGCUCAGCAAAGAAAUGGGAAACAAAGCGGAGAGAGAGAGGCAGCAAGAGGAGAAGAUGGGAGGAUCAGCGGGAGGGGAGGACAGGAAAGCAGCUCCAGCGUUGAGGCGAGGGAACAAACGGAUAUACGAGUCCGGUUCAGAGAGCGGCGGAGACGACUCUGACACCAGCGAGAGCAAGAUGGAGGGCCGAGCCAAGCGUCAGCCUAAACCGACCUACAAGAAAAAACAGAACGACAUGGCCAAGAAGAAAGGAGACAAUGAUAAGGAUGAAGAUGAGUUGAAGCCCAACGGCAUCUUCAGAUCAGCCCGAGAGAAGACCAAACUCAAACUGGCCAGCAGCAAUGGGAUCCCUCGCUCUGUCCUGAAGGACUGGAGGAAGGUGAAGAAGCUGAAGCAGACAGGGGAGUCUUUCCUGCAGGAUGACUCAUGCUCAGAAAUUGGACCUAACCUGCAGAAGUGCCGUGAAUGCAGGGUGGUCCGCAGCAAGAAGGGCGAGGAGCCGGCCCACUCUCCCGUCUUCUGUCGCUUCUACUAUUUCAGACGGCUUUCCUACAGUAAAAAUGGAGUGAUCCGUAUGGAUGGCUUCUCCACUCCGGAUCAGUUUGAUGAUGAGGCCCUGUCUCUGUGGGUACCCGGGGCAUUAGAUGAGAGCCACCUGGACCACACCACAGCCAAGUACAUCCUCAGCUUCAUUGGAGACAAGUUCUGUCAGAUGGUUGUGACAGAGAAUAAUGCAGCCACCUGGGUCAAAAAGGAUGCCAAGCUGGUAUGGAAGCGAGCGGUGAGGGGGGUGAGGGAGAUGUGCGACGCCUGCGAGGCAACGCUCUUCAACAUCCACUGGGUCUGUCAGAAAUGUGGCUUUGUUGUCUGUCUGGACUGCUACAAGGCCAAGGAGAGAAGGAGCUCAAAAGAUAAAGAACUAUAUGGCUGGCUGAAGUGUGUGAAAGGUCCCCACGAUCACAAACACCUGAUGCCAACACAGAUCAUUCCUGGCACAGUGCUGACUGAGUUGGUGUCUUCCAUGCACUCACUGAGGGAAAAACACAACAUCAAAUCUCACUGUCCCUGCACCAGCAAACAGAACCUCCUCAACAAGCUGCCAGUCACCAACGGAGUUUCACAGGUACUGCAGAAUGUUCUGAACCACAGCAACAAACUGUCUCUGGUGAAACCUGAGCCGGUGUCCCAGCAGCAGAACUCUGAUCAGGGAGGAACCAAGGCAGAGACUAACGGAGGAGGAGGAGGAGGAAGCAGCCCAGGCAGCGACGCAGGAAGUGCUCCUGUCACCCCACCAGAGUCCCAAUCACCUCUGCACUUCCUGGCUGACCUGGCAGAGCAGAAAUCCAGAGAAGAAAAGAAAGAAAACAAAGAGUCAGUGCUGCAGGGUAAAUCUGUGAAGGAAGAGAAGGAGGUGGACAGCCUGGAGGUCCUGCAGCAGUGUAAAACUACAUCACUGGUGCCUAACAGCACAGAGCAGGGCUCCACACUCAGAGAUCUGCUCACCACCACUGCAGGGAAGCUGAAGCUGGGCUCUACUGACGCAGGAAUCGCCUUCGCACCAGUCUACUCUACUGCUUCACAGACAAAAGGUGGUCGAACCAUGCCCAACAUCCUUGAUGACAUCAUUGCUUCUGUUGUGGAGAAUAAGAUCCCUGCCAGUCGCCAGAGCAUCACCAACAAGCUGUCAAUCAAACAAGAGCCGGUCACCCUGGGCAACAUCAACAACAUCAACAACCCCGCCCCUGCUGUUACUGAGGACACCAAACCAGACAGGAAGAAGUCAGGGCCUGUAACUGCAAUGGUGCCAGAGGAAUCAACCAAUCAGUAUCCAGACAUUCCCCACUGCUGGUUAAACAACAGAGAGUUGCUGUGGCUCAAAGAUCACCGCAACCAGAACAACUGGAAGCUGUUCAGAGAGUGCUGGAGACAGGGACAGCCUGUGUUGGUGUCAGGAAUCCAUAAGCGGCUCAACGCCAGUCUGUGGAAGGCUGACUCCUUCAACCAGGAGUUUGCAGACCAUCAGGGAGACCUCCUCAACUGUAAAGACCAGGUGGUGUCCAACUCCGGGAUCAAGGAGUUCUGGGAUGGAUUUGAGGACAUCACCAAGCGGCCCAAGUCCAAGGAUGGAGAACCUAUGGUGUACAGGCUGAAGGACUGGCCGUCUGGAGAGGAGUUCAUGGCCCUCAUGCCUUCAAGGUAUGAUGACUUGAUGAAGAACCUGCCCCUGCCAGAGUACUCUGAUCCAGAGGGCAACCUCAACUUGGCCUCUCAUCUGCCAUCUUUCUUCGUCAGGCCAGAUUUGGGGCCGAGACUCUGCUGUGCCUACGGUGUGGCUGCAUCUCAGGACCAGGACUUUGGCACUGCCAACCUCCAUGUGGAGGUCUCAGAUGUUGUCUCUGUUCUAGUCUAUGUUGGAGUAGCCAAAGGCAAUGGAGUCCUGUCCAAAACUGGAGUGUUGAAGCGUCUGGAGGAGGAGGAUCUAGAUGAGGGGGUUCGGAGGAGGCUGAAGGACUCCAGUGAGACACCAGGAGCGCUGUGGCACAUCUACCUCAACAGAGACAUGGACAAAGUCCGAGACUUCCUGCACAAGCUCUGUAAGGAGCACGGAUUGGACGUGACAUUAGACCAGGACCCAAUCAGAGAGCAGGGCUGGUACCUGAGCAGGAAGCAGCGUCAGCAGCUGCUGGAUGAGUACGGGGUGCAGGGCUGGACCAUAGUUCAAUUCCUGGGAGACUCUGUCCUAAUACCAGCAGGGGCCAUGCACCAGGUCCAGAACCUCCACAGCUGUGUUCAGGUCAUCAAUGACUUUGUGUCUCCUGAGCAUGUGGCCAACUCCUUCAACCUGACCCAGGAGCUCAGACCCAACAGAGAGGAAGUCAACUACGAGGAUAAACUACAGGUGAAGAACAUCCUGUAUCAUUGUGUGAAGGAGGCGGUGAGCUCCCUGAAGAGGAGCGCCACCGACGAAGAUGACGAGGAAGAGAACUCAUGACGGUGCCUCCACCUCGUCCACACCGUCCACACCGUCCACAGAGGGACACAGCUCCCAUCAGCCCCCCUGCCCUCGCCUUUAACCCAGGUGGUCAGGUCAGAGCUGGUCAUGUGACCCAGAGGACCUCACGGUGUGAACUGAUCACGUAUCCAGGUGGCCAGCACCAAGAGGCACACCCAACAUUAUCAUCAUCAUCAUCAUCAAACCCCCCCCCCCCCUCAAACCUUCAGUGCCAAGAGGAGAGGAGGGCCAGGCUGGACUGACUGCUUAAAGCCACUAACUGACUGCUUUAGUGUGACUGCUGAGAUGAAGUCGACUGUCCUGGAAGCUGAAGUGCACAGGUUUGAUGAUGGAGACACUGAGCCCCCUCCACCCCCCCCCCCCCACCCCACUCCUCCUUCCCACCCCUGCUGCUCUCACUGUCACCUGCUGUGGAUUGAAAGGAUGAGCAGGUUCAGUCCUCGUCUGUAGCAGCAGCCCCCACACACACACACACGCACACGUCUUGGACAGAAGAUUUUUUGCUGAUCGCGACCGCAUCACCAGCAGCAAACAGCAUCUCUGAUGUUUAAAAAAAAUGAAACCCAGAAAAAAAAAAAGAUUUGAGGGAAAAAUGCAAAAAUAAAUGGCAGAUGUUUCAGUCAGCAGAUGACGAGUUCUGCAGCUCCCUCGUUUGCUCCUUCUGUAAUUUGUCUGUUCUCGUCCUUCUUUUCUAGUUCUGUCUGUUGCUGUUUUGUUCAUUUUCUUUUUCAUACGAACAAAUUGUUUUAUUUCCUCUGUGAAGAUGUAUUUAUUUUAUAACUAUGAAAAUGAGAUGUUAUUGAGACAAAAAAAGCAUUAAUGUAAAUGUGACUUGUACAGUUUUUUUUCUUUUUCGUUUUUUUUUGCUAUGUGGUUUUCAGUUGUAAUACGGCUCUACUGUGAUGGAGGACACACACACGCGCACACACACACACACACACAGACACACACACAGAGACACAGAGACACACACACACACACACACACACACACACACACACACACACACACACACACACACACACACACACACACCAGCUAAUGCCUGUAACUUUGGGAAAUGUUGAGCUACAGUCCUCAUGCCAUAAAUACAUUUUUUGAAGAUGAACUGCCAAACUAUUGUAAAGACUGUAUUUUGUAUUGUAUAAGACUGUAAAGUUGUAUUAUGUAAAGAAAAAACAAAAAUGGCUUAUACACUUCAACAUUUUAUGACAAAAAGUAUUCGCUGUAAAAUUGAGACAUUUACAAAAAAAAGAUGUAAUUUAUUUAAGAAAAUAAUUAAUUGUCUUGUUUUUUUUGUUUUGUUAAGAUUUACUAUGGUGAACUUUUGAAGUUAAAAGAUAAAAUAAUGAAAAACUUAACUAUAAUGUGUACAUAUAUACAUAUAUACAUUCACUGAGGUAUUUUUUUAAAACAUGGCUUGCUUCAAUUUCAAAUUUUAAAGUGCAAGUGUUACAUGCUUUGUACAUUGAAGUUCAAAAGGGUUUUACAUUUUCCAU
Molecule: messenger RNA, 10542 nt
Organism: Scomber scombrus (Atlantic mackerel)
Lineage: Eukaryota; Metazoa; Chordata; Actinopteri; Scombriformes; Scombridae
Gene: jmjd1cb
Product: jumonji domain containing 1Cb
Biological process (GO): regulation of transcription by RNA polymerase II
Cellular component (GO): histone deacetylase complex; chromatin
Molecular function (GO): transcription coregulator activity; histone H3K9 demethylase activity; chromatin DNA binding
Source: RefSeq, a predicted model, not a curated record